AGAUGGCCGAUGUUGACAAUGAUGGGGAGAAAACAACAGACAAAGAUGAUUUGCAAGUGUUAAAGGAGCUGGUGGAUGAUCUGUACUCCUUUAGGGACCGUUACUUUGAGACACACAGUGUUGAAGAUGCUGGUAGGAAACAGAAUGAUGUUGCUCAUGAGAUGGCAAAGACACUUGAGAGGCUGGAAGAAAAGGAAGAUUUGUACAAACACAGUGCCCAGUUCCUGCUGCUACGGGGUCGGUGCCUGAACGCCGGUCCGGGAUUCAGUCAGUCUGCAGAGGAGUGUCUGUCCCGGGCUGUUAAACUGGAGCCGGGUUUGGUUGAGGGCUGGAACACACUGGGAGAGCAGUACUGGAAAAAAGGAGACCUGACGGCGGCCAAGACCUGCUUCACAGGUGCACUACAGCAGAGUAAAAACAAAGUGUCUCUGAGAAGCCUGUCUAUGGUGCUGCGACAGCUGCCACCAGAAGGCGACGCACAGGAGCAGAGCAAGCGCAUUGUGGAGAGCGUGGAGCUGGCCAGGCAGGCUGUGCAACUCGACGUCACCGAUGGGACUUCGUGGUAUAUUUUAGGGAACGCAUAUAUCUCCAUGUUUUUCACCAGUGGACAGAAGCCACAGCUCUCUCAACAGGCUCUCGGUGCCUAUGCACAGGCUGAGAAAAUCGACAAAGCAUCCUCAAUGAAUCCUGACCUCCACUUCAACAGAGCUACGUUGUUCCAGUAUGAGGAGAUGUUCAGUUCAGCUCUGGAUGGAUACAGUCGUGCUGCAGCCCUGGACCCUGGCUGGGAAGACGCUCAGGAGAGGGAAAAACAGCUGCUCAAAUACCUAGACCAGAUUACAAUGUUAUUAGAGAACAAGGGAAAAGUAAAGGCGCGGCGUCUUCGUAACAUGCUCUCGUCCCUCAGUACCUCCGCCCUGGGCCCGUGCUCUUCCCCUCAGUUCCGGUCUCCCUCGGGCCGCGUGGGAAGCCUUGAACCCCGCAUCUUAUCCGCCCUCACUCACGGCCACAACGGCGGGGUGGCAGCACUUGGAAAAGUUGUGUUCAGCCUGAUGUCAGAGGGCCGUAUGGCUUUCACAUUUGGCAUGGUGGACAGUGAUGAGACAUGUUGUCUAGUCAUGGUGUACAAUACAGCAGACAGCUGGGGUGUUUUAAUAGGAGAUACUGUAGUCAUUCCUGAACCACAGGUCAAACGGCACAGCGUAACACAUAAAGAUAAGUCAUAUGACUUCCGAAGUAUACGUGUGGACUCUCCCUUGCUCCUCAUAGUCAAUGGGAAAAAACAGGUGAUGAAAAGCCAAAGUGCAGCCUUUGUUACUUACAAACCACAGAGUGAAUGAAAACCCAGAGACAGGACGUACAGUGAGAACAUUGAGAGCAAUGAGGGGUAGUGUUUUUUCCAUUUGUAUAUAUUUUGUUCUGUUCCUGUUUGUGAGGACAGGAAAACUCUUUGUACAUAUUUUGUCAAAUCAUUUCCCUUUUUAAUUGUCCUCUUGUCUGUUGAUGGGCAUCAUUGUUUUAGAUUGUGUUGUGGUCUGUUUCAUAUUUGGGUUGUGAAAAUAACAAUAAAAAAAAACCCAGUAGUGCUCUUAA
This is a messenger RNA of Rhinichthys klamathensis goyatoka, 1593 nucleotides long. RefSeq names its product tetratricopeptide repeat domain 5 (gene ttc5). Gene Ontology annotation, molecular function: protein binding. The coding region runs from base 3 to 1340 and encodes 445 amino acids. The transcript has 10 exons. The record is from RefSeq and is a predicted model, not a curated record. Lineage: Eukaryota; Metazoa; Chordata; Actinopteri; Cypriniformes; Leuciscidae.